Rhopilema esculentum is the source of this 3621-nucleotide messenger RNA. NCBI's taxonomy places the organism in Eukaryota, Metazoa, Cnidaria, Scyphozoa, Rhizostomeae, Rhizostomatidae. The record is from RefSeq and is a predicted model, not a curated record.
UCUCAAAAUAUUCAUGCAAGAAUGACAUUCAGUUGAUGAUGGCCCAUCUAGUGACUCAUGCAACCUGUGGCUUAUAGCGAAAUAUACAAUCGGUUGUAUUAAACUGAAGACAAAUAAAGAUCUUGAAAAGUUGAAGGAACUAGCACAAGGCAGGAAGAAAUGGAAAGAACUGUUAAUCAGGAUUUAAAGAACCAAUAAAGCAGAGAAGAACUUAAGUAUUUAGGGUUUUCAAUGCGAAAUAGCUUCUAUAAACAUGGGCUCCGACACUGGUUGGGAAGUGGGGGGAGAGGGUGGGCAAGGGAAUAUAUAUCACCCAUAACAAAGACUUUCUAUUCCUUUGCAAAAAAGUUGGGGGUCCUUUCUCCAGAGGCCCUGAUUGAUAUAUAUAUUAUACAAGCUUACCAUCCCUCGAUGGAGUGGCGAUCAAGCACGGCACCAGGCAAGUGCUUCGGCUGCGUUUUGGCCUAGCUUGGUGUUUAUUAGUCCCUCAGCGAAUUGGGGCCAUGUCACUGGACUAUGUUCGAAUUCUGUAAAACUGUACAAGCGUUUUUGAAAUUGUCGUAAAAUGCAUGCAAGUUUUCCCUUGGUCGUAAAAUUUAGAUAAUUCCCACUGGAUAACCAUGACCAUAAUUCAUGCAAAUGGGAACGAGGCUGUAUGAAUAUGUUGUUUUAGAACCACUAAAACUCGUGGCUGGAUUUUGGGGGAAGAAAUCAAGGAAGUCUGACAGAUCAUGGCAACUGUAAAGGAUGCUGGGGUAUCUCAACAUGUUCUCAAGACAAGUUUCAAAGUUGAAAGCAAGUUAGAGGCAUUUUAUACGGGAGGCAACAUACAGUUCACUUCCACUGGAAGCAACUACUUCUGUGGCUGUGGAAACAAAAUCCAAAUCAUUGACACAAAGUCAGGAAGAAUUGCCAAAUCACUUCAGGAGGAUGAAGAUGAAACCACAUGUUUCAUUCUGAGCCCAAAUGAUGAGAUUCUUGUGACAGCUAGCAGAAGUUUAUUACUAAGACAGUGGGAUUGGGUCAAUGAAAAGGUCACUAGAAAAUGGAAGGCUAUCCAUCAUGCACCAGUUGUCAACAUGGCAUUUGAUCCAACAUCAACAUUGCUUGCGACAGGAUCAUCGGAUAGUACCAUAAAGAUUUGGGAUAUAAUUAAGCAAUAUUGCACUCACAAUUUACGUGGUUCUCAAGGAGUUGUACACUUGGUGCAAUUUCAUCCUGAUCCGACAAAACUGAUGUUGUUCUCAUCGUCAGCUGAUAGUUGCAUUCGGAUUUGGGAUCUCAGUACUAGCACAUGCAUUUCGACGCUAAAAGGCCACUACAGUAAUGUGACUUCUCUAUCAUUCUUCGAAGACAACGAAAAAAUGAUCAGUGCUGGACGUGACAAAGUUGUAAUAUUGUGGGAUCUUGCCACAAGGAAAUCAUUAAAAACUAUACCAGUCUAUGAGGCAGUGGAAUCUGUGAUUGUUCUGCCACGUGACAAGGAAUUAGAAUGGUGCAUGACAUCAGAAGAGGAACAAAAUGUCAAGUUUAUAACUGCCGGUGAAAAAGGCAUCAUUCGGGCAUGGAGUGUUCGUGAUGGCAAGUGCAUCUUUGCCCCAGAAAGAUCUGCAAAUAAAGCUGUGGACAGUAUUUGUGAAAACCCUGCUCCUUCAUCAACGGUUAUCCAGUGUGUCCUCAAUGAAGCUCUUAAUUGCAUCGUUACUGUUUCCGAUGACCAAAAUAUUGUCCUUUAUGACUUGAAUUCACUGAAAAUCUUAAAACAGUUUGUCGGACACCUGGACGAAGUUCUGGACUUAAAGUUUGUGGGGGAAGAUCAUUCCCUUCUCUCGGUCGCAUCAAACAGCCCUGAUGUUAAAGUUAUUGACAGAGAAACCAUGGAUUGCAGAAUAUUGAAUGGACACACAGAUACAAUAAUGGCACUAGAUGCAAGUUUCGAUGGCAAAUACAUCGCUUCGUGUUCAAAGGAUAACAGUCUAAGGAUCUGGAGACUGGGCGAUGACAAAACCUUUUCAUGCGUGGCCUUAGGUGUUGGCCAUACGCAUGCAGUUGGAACUAUUGCUUGGCCGAAAAGAAGCACAGAUCAUUUAGUAACCGGAAGUCAAGAUCUAACUCUGAAGUGCUGGAAAGUCCCACAAAUAUUCGAGGAUAAUGGUUUAUCAAAGAUUCAAGCUGUAUGGACUGUGAAAGCCCAUGAUAAGGACAUCAACUCUGUUGUGUUUUCUCCAAAUGACAAACUCAUCGCUUCGGGGUCUCAAGAUAAAACAGCAAAGUUAUGGCUUGCAUCCGACGGAGGCACGUACGGGACGCUGCGUGGUCACAAACGAGGAGUUUGGUGCGCAGCGUUUUCUCCAGUCGAUAAAUGCCUAGCAACAGCAUCAGCUGACUCGACAAUAAAGCUAUGGGCAAUUAAAGAUUUGACUUGUGUGAAGACACUGGAAGGUCAUACCAAUUCGGUGCUGAGGCUUGAAUUCAUGACACGUGGGAUGCAGAUAAUAUCAAGUGGAUCGGACGGCCUAAUCAAAACAUGGAAUGUGAAAACCAACGAAUGCCUAAAUACUCUGGAUGGGCAUGCAGAUAAAGUUUGGUCGUUGGCUUUGAACAAGACUGAAGACACUCUUGUUACAGGAGGAGGAGAUUCUGUGUUGAACAUUUGGAAGGAUGUUACGGAGGAAGAAAGAUUAGAAGAAGAGGCAAAGCAAGAGAAUAUGAUUCUGAAGGACCAAGAAUUAUCAAAUUUGCUUGGCAAGAAGAAAUUUACGAAAGCCAUCGGCCUUGCGCUAUCACUUGAAAGACCGUUUACAGUGUUGUCAAUUUUGAAAGAAUUAUUAGCUGACGCCAAUGGAGAGGAGAGGCUAGCCUCAGUCUUGAGUGGGCUGCGAGACGAUCAAAUAGAUUUGGUUCUCAAGUAUAUGCAAGACUGGAACACAAAUGCCAAAAACUGCCACGCUACCCAAUCAGCACUAUCAAUUAUCCUGAAGUUGAAAUCACCCGAUGAACUGACUGAGCUGCCAGAUAUGAAGGACAACAUCGAAGCAAUUCUUCCAUACACGGAACGGCAUUUCAAUCGGCUGAAUCGCCUUUUACAGCAAUCGGCAUUUCUCGAAUACACAUGGGAAUCGAUGCGACUUUCUGUCAAGGAUGUCGACACUAAAGCAUCUGAGCAGUUGGAAAACGAUGAAGAAAUGAAUGCUGAAAACGAGAGCCAUAUAUCCGUUGGCCAAGCUUCUAACCAGCAAACAGAACAUCUCAGUGAUCUCAUCGCUAUGGAUACAUGGGAUCAGCACCAAAGUGAGGCUGCAGAUGGAACGGAGGAGACGAUUCAUGAAUCUAAAACCCAAAAUAGUGAGCCCUGUGAAGGAGAUUCUCUGUUAGAAGCAGAACCAAGUCAAGAAGAAAACAAGGAGAACCACAAAACUACGAUAGUUAGAGAUGAAAGUUUGAUUGAAAAAACCCCUGGCCCAGGGAAGAAGAGAAGGACUUCAGAAAUAGGAAAACAUUUAAAAACUGGCAUCGCAAAGAAAGUAAAAACGAGAAAGAAUAAACCCCUUUGAUGUAUUCAUACUGAAGUUGGUUUUUAGGAGUAAAAUUCUUUUAGAAGAAAGACAUCUACUUUAUGCA